AUGCGAUCCGUCGACGUUACCCCCGCGAUCGCCGAAAGACUCUUGGCUACGGUGUACAGCCCGAUAAAGAUCGCGGGUCCGGCAAAGUUCAAAGUAGGUGACCCGGUACGCGUUAGCAAGUACAAGACGAUCUUCGAGAAGAGUUACACGUCAAAUUGGACCACCGAAAUGUUUAAGAUCGUUAAAGCGCAGCGUACUAAUCCCGUAAUCUAUCUACUCGAGGACUAUCGCGGAAAAUCCAUCGCUGGAGCGUUCUACGAGUACGAGUUGCGUCGCGCAACUUAUCCAGACGUGUAUCUCGUGGAGAAAGUACUGCGCAGGAGGGGUGACGAGGACGUGAAAUGGUUGGGAUUUGAUGGAUCACACAACUCUUGGAUACACAAGGGCAAUGUGGUUUAA
This is a messenger RNA of Formica exsecta, 399 nucleotides long. RefSeq lists its product as uncharacterized. The record is from RefSeq and is a predicted model, not a curated record. NCBI's taxonomy places the organism in Eukaryota, Metazoa, Arthropoda, Insecta, Hymenoptera, Formicidae. Bases 1 to 399 code for a protein of 132 amino acids. The transcript has a single exon.